AUGAAACACAUGAAUGAAAGUUUUCCAGAAGAUUUUAUUCUCAUGGGCCUUACCAAAUAUCCAUGGCUGGAUCUUCCUCUUUUCUUUGUCCUCAUGACCGCUUACUUGUUCACGUUGUUGGGAAACAUUGCUAUUAUUCUGGUCUCUCAAUUUGAUUCCCAACUCAAAAGUCCCAUGUAUUAUUUCCUCACCAACCUUUCCUUUUUGGAUCUCUGCUUCACCACUACAACUGUACCUCAAAUGCUGUUCAACUUAGGGGGGCCGAACAAAAACAUCACAUACACAGGUUGCAUAGCCCAGGCCUAUGUAUUUCACUGGCUAGGCUGUACUGAAUGUGUCUUGCUUGGCAUCAUGGCGCUAGACCGCUAUGUGGCUGUGUGUAAGCCUCUAAGGUACUCUGUGAUCAUGGAUCAUAAACUCUGCCUGCACCUGUCGAGCACUGCAUGGCUCACAGGUCUGGCCAAUUCACUACUGCAGUCCACUCUCACAGUCCAGCUGCCUCUCUGUGGGAACCAGGUACUGGACCACUUCUUUUGUGAGCUGCCUGGUCUUAUUAAGAUGGCUUGUGUGGAUACCACAGUCAAUGAGCUUAUUUUAGCUGUGGUGGCCACUCUCCUGAUAAUGGGUCCCCUCUCAAUGAUUCUUGUCUCUUACAGUUACAUUGCCAAAGCUGUAUUUCGAAUUCCUUCUGCUGCUGGGAGACUUAAGGCCUUCAACACAUGUUCAUCACACCUGCUUGUGGUAUCAUUAUUUUAUGGGCCUGGCAUCUACAUUUAUAUGCAGCCCUCAGGGGACGGUCCGCAAGACCUGAUCAAAGUCUUGACCCUGUUUUACUGUGUUAUUACUCCUAUGGCCAAUCCAUUCAUCUACACCCUGAGGAACAAGGAAGUUAUAGGAGCUUUGAAAAGGCUUCUGAAGAAGUUCAUUUCAUCUGGGAACGUAUGA
This is a messenger RNA of Ochotona curzoniae (black-lipped pika), 945 nucleotides long. RefSeq names its product olfactory receptor 2B11-like. The transcript has a single exon. Gene Ontology annotation, molecular function: olfactory receptor activity; G protein-coupled receptor activity. The record is from RefSeq and is a predicted model, not a curated record. Lineage: Eukaryota; Metazoa; Chordata; Mammalia; Lagomorpha; Ochotonidae. Gene Ontology annotation, cellular component: membrane. The coding region runs from base 1 to 945 and encodes 314 amino acids. Gene Ontology annotation, biological process: G protein-coupled receptor signaling pathway.